AUCCUGCAGCGCCGGACCCGGGGCUCAGAGGGCGAUCCGCUUUUGAGGGAGAAGGGAGUCCGAUCCGGUCCGCCACUUUAACACAACCGCCGAGCCAGAGACGCCGAGGACAGCGAGGAUGACGGUCCAGCCGGGGAGGGUGUACCUAGUGACGGGCGGCUGCGGGUUCCUGGGUCAGCACCUGGUCCGCUUGCUGGUGGAGAAGGAGGAGACGGUGUCGGAGGUCCGGCUCUUCGACCUGCACGUGGACCCCAGCCUGGAGCAGCUCGGCACAGGUGAGGCCGGUCCGGGGUUCGAGGCACUGGCUGCCGAAGGCGCUAUACAGGCGGGAAGACCGGCAGCGCCUGCUCGGUCGGGGCAGGUGGCUGUAAACCCGCUCGGUCCCAGGGUGAACCGGAUUGACACCCGAGAGCGCUUCGGGCUUCAGCCGGACGGACGUCCCGGAGAGCGACGAAUGCCGGCGGAGACCGGACUAACAGCGCGGGGUCGAGCCGACCCGCACCGAGGUGACCGCGGCGUGUCCGUCACAGGUCCGGGUGUCGCGGUGUCUCAGUCUCGCCGGUCCCGGCGGGCGAGCUCGGUCUCCUCCGUGAUUCGCGCUCGGGGCGCUGAGCGCGGAGUGAAGGACACGCGAAAGCGCGGAAUCGGCGCGGAGGCCGGUGGUGUGUGUGUGUCUGCAGGGACUGAGAACGUGCUGCGCGCCUGCGAGGAGCUGGGGGUCCAGUAUCUUGUCUACACCAGCAGCAUGGAGGUGGUGGGGCCCAAUGUCAAGGGAGACCACUUCUACAGGCAAGGCUGUCUCACUGACUCAUUACUCUCCACCGAUAUUGUGCAGCGUAUAGUAGGCUCUGUAUGGAGCCUGGUCUUCAUCAAAGUGAGGAGGAUCUAUCCCACUGUGAGGAGCCUGGUCUUCAUCAAAGUGAGGAGGAUCUAUCCCACUGUGAGGAGCCUGGUCUUCAUCAAAGUGAGGAGGAUCUAUCCCACUGUGAGGAGCCUGGUCUUCAUCAAAGUGAGGAGGAUCUAUCCCACUGUGAGGAGCCUGGUCUUCAUCAAAGUGAGGAGGAUCUAUCCCACUGUGAGGAGCCUGGUCUUCAUCAAAGUGAGGAGGAUCUAUCCCACUGUGAGGAGCCUGGUCUUCAUCAAAGUGAGGAGGAUCUAUCCCACUGUGAGGAGCCUGGUCUUCAUCAAAGUGAGGAGGAUCUAUCCCACUGUGAGGAGCAGGGUCUUCCUCAGAGUGAGGAGGAUCUAUCCCACUGUGAGGAGCAGGGUCUUCCUCAGAAUCAGCGGGGAGAAGGUCCUGUACACUUGUGCCCUGCGCCCCACUGGUAUCUAUGGGGAGAACCAUCAGCUGAUGAAGGAUUUCUACAACAGGGGCAUGAAGACUGGGGGCUGGAUACUGAGGGGCAUCCCCGAGCACAUUGAACAUGGCCGUGUCUACGCAGGUACACACACUGAUCCUCACUCCCACACCAGCUCAUUCCUGUAACACCCGGGCAGCCUGCAGUCAUCAUGGGAAACAGCAGAAUUCCCAUGAGUGCAUGUGUUCCUGCCGAACCCAUGAGGACCAGCUCCGGCCGCCUCCACUCAAGCCUCCAAUUAAGCACUGACUCCAGUAAAGCAUUUAAAUCUCAAAUCUGUGCUGCGUCAGUGCUCUGACAUUGAGCUUCCUGAGGUAGUACAGUCUCCUGCCUGCUUAGCACAACGCAGGAUAUCAGAAAUGCCGUCUAAUUUCUGCUUUUUGAUCAUCAUCUGCAACACUGGUCCAGCAAAGUGCCUUCGCUGUGAGCUUGUGUUUUCAUCAUGCUUCCCUGGCAGCCCCAUUUCACCAGGCUCUGCCAGUCAGCCUCAGCAUGUCAGACUCUCCUAGUCACUGUCUCCUCCCCACACACCUGAACAUCACCUCUGCCUUACAGUCUCCUCACCCUACACCAGAACAUCACUUCCGUUUCACUGUGGUUCUUCUCACCCCACACCUGAACAUCACCUCCAUCUCAUUGUCUCCUCACCCUACACCUGAAAACCACCUCCGUCUCACUGUCUCCUCACCCCACACCUGAACAUCACCUCUGUCUCACAGUUUGUGUAUCUCUGUGUCUCUCUGUCUGUCUCCUCAUCACACACCUGAACAU
This is a messenger RNA of Lepisosteus oculatus (spotted gar), 2129 nucleotides long. The record is from RefSeq and is a predicted model, not a curated record. Lineage: Eukaryota; Metazoa; Chordata; Actinopteri; Semionotiformes; Lepisosteidae.